UCAAUAUCGAGGUCAUCAGCUGUCCUGUCUGACAGGACACUCGCGCUAGUCCCUCAGAAACACCGGCCACACACACCGAGUUGUGUGUCCAUGGCUCGAUCCAUCUUCGUGUACUUUUAAAAUAUCACCAUGGAUUCCUAUCCCAACCCCUGCCCGGAGUACUCGACCCAAGGGGCCACAGGACAGCUGUUCAGUGCGCUCGUGACCACACUAGUCGGCUCCUACUGUGCUCUCGGGGGCUCCCAGUACUACCCGGAGGACCGGGGUUACAUAUUUGACAGCGCUAGUGGACCCUUCGAAUACGAUUUCGUAGUAGUAGGUGCAGGAUCCGCUGGAUCUGUAAUUGCCAACCGCCUAACAGAGAUUCCGGACUGGAGAGUGCUGCUGCUGGAAGCCGGUUCCGAUCCGAUAGGUACCUCGGACAUCCCAGGAGCGGCCUUUCUCAUCCAGAAAGGAGAGCACGACUGGGGAUACAUCACGGAAAAAGAUCCUGAAAUUUGCGGGGGAUUUACCAACGGCACUUGUUACUGGCCGAGGGGGAAAGGAAUAGGAGGGUCUACGUUGAUUAACUUCAUGCUGUAUGUCAGAGGGAAUAAAAAAGACUACGAACACUGGAAGGCUCUAGGAAAUACUGGAUGGGGAUAUGAAGAUGUCCUUCCGUACUUCAAGAAAUCACAAGAUAUGAGAAUGCCUCACUUGAAGAAUAGCAAAUACCAUGGGAAAGGAGGUUAUUUGAGUUUGGAAGACUUCCACGAUCAUUAUUUUGACGGUUUAUCAGAUUCUAUAGUGAAGGCAGGUGCAGAACUGGGGUUUGGACCCUCUGAAGAUGCCAAUGGCGAUGUCCAAUCCGGCUUUAACAACAUUCCUGGAACUUUAAACCAAGGAGCGAGAAUGAAUAUAGCUAGAGCUUUCCUGACUCCCAUUAAAGACAGGGAAAACUUGCAUGUCGUCAAGAAAGCCCAUGUUACCAAGAUUUUAAUUGAUGACGAUAAGAGAGCGUACGGUAUACAGUUUGUGAAAAAUGGAAAGAAAUACGAAAUUCCUGUUAAAAAAGAAAUAAUUCUCUCGGCAGGUACUCUGAAUUCACCACAAAUUCUGAUGUUAUCUGGAAUAGGUCCUAAGAGUCAUUUGGAAGAACUAGGCAUAAAGCUCGUUCAGGACUUGCAAGUAGGUAAAAACUUGCAAGAUCAUUUUAUUUUCCUCGGAAAUUCUUUCGCGACAAAGCCACUGCACCCCGAAGCAAAAGAACCUCUACUGGUAUUCGACGACUUGUACGAGUACUUGACAAGAAGGACUGGACAGUUUUCCAAGGUGAGAUUAGCAAACGUGGUAGCUUUCAUCAGUACAAAUGAUAAAAACUACGCUGAAGACUAUCCCGACAUAGAAUACCAUCACAUUUACUUCCCAGCAAACGAUACAAUAACUUUGAAACACGUGCUGAUAAUGUUCAACAUGGACUGUGAGCUCGGAGAAGAGCUUUUGAGACUCAACACGGAGAAAGAUUUGAUGAUCCAAUUCCCCUUGCUUUUGAGGCCCAAGAGUCGUGGUCAUCUUCUGCUGAAGAGUACGAAUCCAUUCGACAGUCCUAGACUAUUUCCGGGAUACCUGAAGCAUAAAGAGGACGUGAAAACUGUUCUGGGUGCCGUACGCUUCACUCAGAGAUUCAUCAAGACCUCGGCGAUGGAACCUCACAAACCGGAGAUGCUGCGGGUACAGUAUCGAGCCUGCUCACAGUUCCCCUACGAUUCUGACGAGUACUGGGAGUGUGCCAUGAGACAGGUCGGUACCACGUGCUACCACGUGACCGGAACGUGCAAGAUGGGACCUGCGGAGGACCAGGGAGCUGUCGUCGACCCGAGUCUCAGAGUGCGAGGGGUCCGAGGGCUGCGGGUGGCCGACGCUUCCAUCAUGCCUAACGUGGUUAGUGGCAACACCAACGCCGCUACCAUCAUGAUAGGGGAGAAAGCUGCUGAUCUUAUAAAAGAGAGUCAUUUGGGACCAUCGGGGCAUACGGAACUCUGAGAAAGAGAGUGGCUUAUAAAACACACCUUACUCAUAAAUAUAUUCGUAGCAAUACAUAAUUUAUAUUAACUAGUUCGUAGAUGACUAAUAGCUAAUGGAUAAAUUGUAUAAACGUAAUUGUCCAUAGCUAUACAAAGUAGAACUUCUUAAAUCCAGCGAGUGCGUUUGUGAGGGGUUACGAGUUACAUAAUAGAUAAACAGUCACAACGUUAUUAUGGUACUUAUUCGGACUACGUGAUAAUAUUAUGUUUGAAAAUGUAUAGAGGUAAUACAUAGAAGUUUACACAUUAGUCUGUUGUUUGUUUGUUAUAAAUUAAGUAACAAUUGUAAAAUACAACAUUUAAAAUUAA
Messenger RNA from Homalodisca vitripennis (glassy-winged sharpshooter), 2372 nucleotides. Its product is annotated as glucose dehydrogenase [FAD, quinone]-like. The transcript is spliced from 2 exons. The record is from RefSeq and is a predicted model, not a curated record. Lineage: Eukaryota; Metazoa; Arthropoda; Insecta; Hemiptera; Cicadellidae. Gene Ontology annotation, molecular function: flavin adenine dinucleotide binding; oxidoreductase activity, acting on CH-OH group of donors. Bases 130 to 2022 code for a protein of 630 amino acids.